AUGGCGCUUCCUCCUUCCGAUGAGAUAUCAUGGAAUCCGGCCUUGAGACCUGAUGAUCAUGAAUGUCCAAUCGCGACGAAACCGGAUAUUUUGACGGCGCUAGAUUCAACGGAGCACGAACAAACAAUAGGGACACCGGCUGCUGACCCGGAUGAUAUACAACCUGCGAAGACCGAUCAUGUUGAACCACCUAGCGACUCCACUGCACAGGAAAUUGCAGCCCCGGCAGAGAUACAAGAACCAGUCGCACCAGCCGCUCCAGCCACGUCGACCGUAACCGAUUGGGGUAACUCGCCGGAUUCCGAUGAUGAUGCAUUUCCUUCCAUAACAUUAGAAGAACAAGGCGAGAGGGAUGAAUGGACACCACCGACAGGCGACGCUGAAGAUCAGAUCGCGCAAGCGACUGUGGAAGAGCCCGUGCCGAACGAAAACUCAAAUGGCAGUGUACACGUUGCUGAGCAGGGGGCUGGAGUUACAGAAAACACAGGACCCCACUCUCAGGAUCCAUUUGCUUCUAUUACAAACGAUCAAGCUCAGGAAUCAGAAUCUGCCUUUGGUAGCACUGCGUGGAUGGAUGAGGGAAGCGACACGAAUCCGGCGGCCACCAACGGAGAAGUGGACGGCGAGGGACAUGGUUUCUGGAACGAUGACAGCAACAAUCAUGGUGGUGGAGAAGACGACUUUUUUGACCAGUUGAAGACGCAGACAAAACCGAUAUACGUACCAGAAUCAGAGUCCAGAUACGAGGAGGGUGUCCCACUGCUAGAUGAGACACCCAUCCAAUCGCCGAUUGAGCCAACCCGGGAAGCUGGGGGUAGCAUAGAUCAAAUUUUCGGUGGCGAUGAAGAUGAAGAUGACGGGUUUUUCAAGGAAGUUCAGAAAUCACCACCAAGGGAACAGCAGUUUGGCCAUAUCACGCGCAAGAGUACCUCUCAAGUGAUGGAUGCUUUCCCUCCUACCCCGGAUUCUCCAGCCAGUGAUGGCUCAUCAAGCACACAGGAUUUUAACAAACUCAUAGGCGCACCCUCUUCGGAUAGUGAGGUGCAGAAGCCGUCUUCUGAGGAGGAUUUGGCAGCGCGGUGGGAAUCAGAGCUUUUGGAGGAUCCAGUGAACAACGAACCAUCGGAAGAUGAUCUGACUGCACAGUGGCAAGCAGAACUUUCAGAUAACCGCCUGGAUGACGAUGACUUGCUAUUGGAAGACGAAGCAGGAGAUCAAAUGCAGCCUGAGACUGCCAAUGGAAUUUCCAAUGCACCUGCUGCAGGUCUUAACAGUCCCUUUGAAAAUCCUCAAAGUUAUGCUAGGCUUCAAGCACAGCCAACGGCUUACACGCCCCAUCAGCCAACAACUUCAGAUCUUCUCCAAGGAGUUCCGAUGCCUGGUGUUCCGCAAACUGUUCCCCCUUCGAACUAUUUCUCAUCUCAACCUCAUGCGAACCCCCCACAGGCGACGAAAUCAGAAAGUUUUGCUGAACGUUCCAAGGAUGGCUACAAGUCUCCUUAUGACCUUCCAGAAGAUCUUACCCGACCUCGAAGAACUGUGCCUAGCCAAAAGCCGGUUGUUGCGCAGGCUCCUCUCCCGGGGGGGCCUCCGCGAAGUAACAGCAUUCCUCCACCAAUGGCUUCUACAAUGCCACCUCUGCCGGCAGCAGCUCCCCCGCCAGCUCCACCAGUCACCGCUGCUCCUAAGAAUUUCUACGAAGAACUUCCUUUGCCGCCGCCAAGGUCUAAAUCGCGGCCUGCAAGCUCAGGGCGAUAUACUCCCAGUAACAAUGUAGGACCCGCUGUUCCCUCUCAUGGAUUACCAGUACCACCGCCCCCUGUGAACCCAUACACCAACAUCCCUCCUCCGGCCGCACCACCGGUUGGCAGUUUGCAACCCCAGCCACCAUUGCAGCAGUCGGAACCGGUUGAUCCCUAUGCACAAUUGUUGGCCCCAAGUGCGCCAGCUGUGCCGAGCAUCGCGUCGAGGUACUCGCCGAAGCCACCAGGAUUACAAGCUGGAACAAAACCUCCUGCAUCCCCGAGAUAUUCACCUGCACCGCCGCCUCAGGCCUCUGCUCCUGCCCGCAAUCUUUAUGUUUCGCAGCCACCCAACGUGUCUGGCCAGGGACCGCCUCUUCCGUUUCAGCCUCGCACAUCAAGCCCUUUGGCCUAUCAUGAGAAGGCUUCGUACCAACCUGAAGGGCCUGAGGAGCAGCGUUCCUUGCAACCGGCAGCGAGUCUUUCUCCCCCCAGUCACUUUCAACCGCGGCGAAGCAUUGAUCAUGGCCCCUUUCAAGCCCCAGGACUGUCGGGUGAUGCCGUUGACGCCGGUAUUUUGAAGUCUGUGACCCAUGGAGGACUCACGAACCAGCAGCAGGCCUCUCCUCCCAGGAACCCAUAUGCUCCCUCGGCUUAUGUCGAUGAAUUUUCCAAACGGGUUGCACCUGUGAACAACGCCCCCCCUCCAGUCAUCGGUAUGCCAACUGCCCCGCCUCCGAGUGAUUUACAGUUCGCUCCCCCUCGCCGUUCGCAAACACAGUCACCUGGUCAGCAAAUGCAAGGUCCUAGGUUGUCUGUGCCGUCAAUUGAUCCAUUUCAAAGACCUGCGUCGGUGCAUGGCUCCAGUUCUCCAACGAAGACCGUCAGUCCUUAUGCGCCAUCUCAGGUUUCUGUUCAUAACCGUACGGCUUCGCAAUCCCUUCAGUUUAUUCCUCCCACGGACGGACAACAGUUGGACCCUCUUGAACGAUGGAAGGGAGCACCAAUAGUUAAGUUUGGCUUUGGUGGAGCAAUCACUUCCUGCUUUCCCCGCCAUAUUCCUCGGUACUCUGCUGGGCAAGCUGCUCCCAUGAUCAAGUCUACUCCUGGAGAGGUGAAAAUCUGCCAACAUAAUGAUUGGAUACCUGUCGGCGAAAGUAUUGUUCAGCAUCCGGGUCCACUCAAGAGCAAAUCUAAAAAGAAGGACCUCCUUGCCUGGCUGUCAAGUAAAAUUGCAGCAUUUGAGAACGAAGGUCUGUCUGAGGCUGCUCAGUUGCACCCUGAAUCUGACAAGAGACACGGAGAGAAGAUUUUACUCUGGAAGAUUGUCCGGCUUUUGGUGGAAAAUGAUGGUUCCCUAGAAGGCUCCGCUGAGGUCCAAACAUCUCUGCGCAACGUCAUUUUUCCACAUCUCCAGAAUUCCGAAGUUGAUCAAACUUACGGUGCUUCCUUUUCAUCGUCAACUACUUUCCAGCCAAUGGAUGUGUCCUCACGGCCUGACGCUGUCGAUCCCCAGGCGAUAGAGAAUCUUCGCAACAAUCUUCUGAUUGGGGAUCGAGAGAAGGCAGUAUGGGGCGCAGUCGAUCGCCGUUUAUGGGGCCAUGCUAUGAUAAUUGCAUCAACUUUGGACAAGUCUGUUUGGAAACAGGUUGUUCAAGAGUUUGUGAGACGAGAAGUGCGGUCCACAACUGGAAAUACGGAAUCGAUCGCCGCGCUCUAUGAGAUCUUCGCUGGUAACAUUGAAGAAAGCAUUGACGAGCUUGUACCCCCCUCAGCUCGGGCUGGUUUGCAAAUGAUCAGCAAAGCAGAUGGGCAUGGUCCCACGAAAAAUGCCCUAGAUGGCCUUGAAAGCUGGAGAGACACCCUGGGAUUAGUUUUGAGCAACCGCAGUCCAGAAGAUCAUCAGGCAUUAUUGGCCCUUGGCCGGCUACUCUCAUCCUAUGGUCGUACGGAGGCCGCUCAUAUUUGCUUUAUCUUUUCCCGGGCUGUGGUAUUCGGCGGUGCAGAUGAUCCCCAGGCGAGCAUUGUGCUUCUUGGGGCUGACCACCAACGGUUCCCUUCCUUGUUUCCGCAGGAUGAAGAUGCUAUUCUUCUGACCGAAGCAUACGAAUAUGCUACUUCUGUUCUUGCCGGCUCAGCCACGGCUACUUUGCCCCAUCUCUUGGCAUUCAAACUGCUUUAUGCUUCGUCUAUCGCCGAUCGUGGCCGUAAAUCAGAAGCUCAGCAAUAUUGUGAUGCCAUUGCGGCUGCUUUGAAGGCGACCACACGGCCUUCUGCUUAUCACCAUCAGCACUUAUUCUCGGGAGUCGAUGAGCUCUCAGCGCGCCUGAGGCAGACAACUACCGAUGGUGGUUCAUCUUGGAUUUCCAAGCCGAGCAUGGAGAAGGUAUCUGGCUCGAUGUGGGCUAGAUUCAACAGCUUCGUCGCUGGGGAAGAUAGUGAUGCAAUUUCGACAGUCUCUGGAAAGGGCGACGCGGACAUUGGCCCUUUUGCAAAGGUUUCUGGAACCCCCACUGUCAGCCGCUCUCCGUCUGUGUCUGAUUUGUAUGGUUCGUAUCCUACUCCCGGGGCACAACCUAUUCCGGCUGGUGGCGCUUCGAAGUACCACCCGGCAUCCCAAUAUGCCCCAAGCUCAUCCCCCGAGCAAUUGCGCGGUAGAUCGUCUCUUGAUUCCCAGAGGUCUUUCUCUGGGGGAUUUUCUUUUGGGCAACGGCGAGGCUCUCAAGAACCGUCGACACCAGUCGAUACUGGAUCAUACCAAGGAGGGCCGUUUUACAAUUCUCCGCCUGGUGUUGGUUAUCAAUCGACACCGCCCCAAUCAUCUUACAUGCCGCUUGCCCCUGUCGAAGAAGACCUGGCACCUCAAACGCAACCCGAACAAACGCCUGCUUUCGCGCCCGAACCUUCCGCCAAUGGGUUUUCUUACCAGCCGCCUAUGUAUGGCUCUGAUUCGUUUGGACAGCCUCUUCAUGAGCAGUCUUCCCCUGCUGUGUCUCAGCCAGAUAGUUUUGGUUAUAUGCCUCCCAGUGCUACCGGCGGUUACGAGCCUCCAGGUGCGACUGGCACAACUCCUGCAGUGGAAGUUGAUGAUGAGUCCGUCGCCGAGGAGCCCAAGAAGAAAUCCAUUAUGGACGAUGACGAUGACGAUGAGAUAGCGGCCCAGGCAGCAGCUAUCCAAAAAGCCGAAAGGGAACGCAAGGAUCGCGAAGCAGAUGAGGCGUUCCGAAAAGCAGCCGAGGCAGAUGCUCAAAAACCUGCACCCCCGAAGAAGUCAUGGUUUGGUGGAUGGUUUGGCGGGGCCAAGAAAGAGAACGACAACAAUCUGGGUGGAGGUCCUAUCCGUGCCAAGCUUGGCGAGGAGAAUUCAUUCUACUAUGAUCAAGACUUAAAGAAAUGGGUCAACAAGAAAGAUCCCAACAGUAGCGCCCCGGUUCGCGGCACACCACCUCCGCCGCGCGGUCCGGCUCCUCCCAGCCGCACACCAAGUACCGCCAGUGUACCACCAGCAGCAAUGCCUCCGAGUGUCAGCAGUCGCCCUGGAUCUUCUGCCGGCGCUCCCCCUCCAUCAAUUCCCGGAAGCCCAGCACCCUCUGCAUUGGGAAUCCCACCUCCACUUGGUCCCCGGUCUGUCUCGACUGGCGCAGCUGUGCCAACCCCACCAGGCAGCUCGGCCGGCUUGCAGCCGCCGCCUCGUCCAUCAACAUCUUUGAGUAAUGCUAGCUCGAUCGAUGACUUGCUUGGAGCGCCCCAGGCGCGUAAAGGUGCCGCUGGCAAAGGGAAGAAGAAAGGCAGAUACGUUGAUGUUAUGGCUAAAUGA
This is a messenger RNA of Aspergillus wentii DTO 134E9, 5559 nucleotides long. It is a transcript of the gene sec16, whose product is annotated as COPII coat assembly protein SEC16. Bases 1 to 5559 code for a protein of 1852 amino acids. Gene Ontology annotation, biological process: COPII vesicle coat assembly; Golgi organization; autophagy. The transcript is spliced from 3 exons. The record is from RefSeq and is a predicted model, not a curated record. Gene Ontology annotation, cellular component: ER to Golgi transport vesicle membrane; endoplasmic reticulum exit site. Lineage: Eukaryota; Fungi; Ascomycota; Eurotiomycetes; Eurotiales; Aspergillaceae.